Molecule: messenger RNA, 5501 nt
Organism: Folsomia candida
Lineage: Eukaryota; Metazoa; Arthropoda; Collembola; Entomobryomorpha; Isotomidae
Gene: Hs2st
Product: heparan sulfate 2-O-sulfotransferase 1
Exons: 12
Coding region: 3625-4773 (382 amino acids)
Cellular component (GO): membrane
Molecular function (GO): heparan sulfate 2-sulfotransferase activity
Source: RefSeq, a predicted model, not a curated record
CUUUACGUGCGAGUUUGUUUGUAGUUCACAUAAUCUUGCGAUCUUUAGAAUCUAUAUUUUCGCCUCGGUCGACAUUUUGCAUACAAAGUACAUACGAAGUAAAGGGUAAAAAUAUAGGGUCAUUGAGGUUGAAAGUGCUCAAUUCAGGUCACUCAAUAUUUUGUUUCAUUUAUUGCUUGUAACCGGAAACUAACUAGCUAACUUUGUCUGCUUUUACUUUGUUUCAAGAAAGUGGGGACAUUAGGCUUUAAUUAAUAUCUCAUCCGGCGUCCAAUCUCCCCCGUCCCAUGAAUAGCAUUGUGCAUACACUCACACUCUUCACAGCUUUCUCUGGUCCCAGAGAGCACUCAAAUCGGAGUUUGUUCUAAAUUCAUACAGUCGUCAUAACGAAGGGAAUGAAUAGUUGGCUGUUUCUCUGUGACUACAACAAUUAUUAAACAUUUCACCUUUCUCGUUAAGUAGGCAGCAUGGCAUGUUUCAUCCGACUAUUAACAUCAAACGGUGUGAUGGUACACUGGAGCCCAACUUUUGAGGUAAAGUCGACUUCCAACUGCGAUAUUUAGAUUUGAGAUGAUUAAGAAACAGUUGAAGAAAAGGAGGUUGUUGUCGUCUUUGUGUGGCCAUUAUAAUGGCACCACCACUGCCGACACACCAAACCAACACCGUGCUUUCUUUGUGUGUGGCUGGUGGGGCAUGCAUAAGAAGGAGCGUUGAAUGAGUGAAGCUCGAGGUGCUGCUGCUACCCUCGCACUUACUUUUCCUCUUUUCUCUCCUUGUCCAGUUUAUUUUGUUUAUUAGCAAAAGUUAAAACUAAAAUCUUGUUUCCGAAGAAAGUGCUUCCAACUCGUCGUGCUUCCAGCUGGCUUCCGUUCACUCCUUUUCUCUCCAGAGCUUCUCUCAUUGUGAAAUGUUUGCCAAGUCUUUGUAAUUAUAUUACACCCGACCAGCAGCACCAGCAGCAGCACCACUACCACCAACACUCACUUUAUAUGUACAUAUACGACGAACAUGCAAUGCUGUGCGCUUUCUAUAAACUCUUGCACCCACCAAGCCAACCAAUUCAAAUGUUUACUUUGUACUAUUCAAAGUAACCUAAAUACGAACUUUAUUUAUGUUCGAUUCAACUCGUAGCAGAUUUACCCACUCUUCUUCUGGUACAAUAACAAGUAAAGAAGAAAAGUAUCUCACCACCAUCCCAACAACUACAGAGUUUUCGGUGUUUUGCUUUCCUCCACCACGGCCUCAGCCAGAGAGCCACGACCAUUCUCCUUGUCCACCUUUCGACCUUUUCACUCAGACAUCUAGACUUGCUUUUAUUUAGUACUUUGUCAGCCUGCCCUUCCAGCUAGCUGGAAGGAAUGAAAGAACUGAAAUAAGUUAUUUUCUAUCCAAGGACUGAUUCGAUUCAGCAUUUUCAUUUCAUUGAUAAAGUGAAUGAGAUUUUGCGUGUAUUUCAUCCCAAGGAGUUUUAUGUCUAUCAGAGGAGCAAAAUACCUCGUUAUUGCACUACACAUAUAGUUUGGUCAGGAGAAAGAUAUAGAAAUGGGAAGGAUUCGUGUGUGUGUGGGUUCCACUUGGGCAGCUUGAGCAGCAACCAAUCUAUUCAGCCUCUUUCCCAUACAACUUAUUCAGUCUUUCAUUGGCAGUCUCGACUUGUGCCCACACGGCUGAUAUAUAGCUUAUGAGAAAGUUCAAGGAGAGAAAGGAUUGAGAUAAAAUAAAGCACGGAGGAGAAGGAGGAAACUGGAAGGAGUCUGCAUGGGUGAGAAGUCGGUGUCCAUCCAUCCAGGGGAAAAGCGAGGCAGAGGAAGCAGAGUUUUUUCAGAGAAAGAGAGAGAAAAAAACGAAGGUGGUAAGAAGAAGCUUCGCCCAGCUUUCUCCGCUUGCCUUGGUCGUCCUUCUCGUCGUCGUCCUCGUCGUCACAUGUGAGUUGAGGAGGCAGGCGAGUUGGGGGGAAGAGCUUCUUGGAGGAGGAAGGAAAGUAGAUUGCUUUGGCCCAAUAUUUGCCUCGAGAGAAGGAGACGGAUGGAGAGCAGGCGAUGGAUAAAAGUCAGAACCACUGAGCUCAACUCGCUGGAUUCCUUGGCGAACCUCGGUCCGUGGUGCAACUCAGAUCUCUCUCGUUCUCUCACUUUCUCACUUUCUCCGCUCGAUAUCAAUAUCGGAUUUCUGGACAAAAGUGAAUCAUUAUACGCUCGCUCGCUCGCUACCUCGGAUCAUCGCACAUUACUAAAAAUAACUUAUUUACUCGUUUUUUUUUUGUUUUUACUCGAGAGGGAGAAACUAAAUACCUGGUCCGCGGUGUAAUAGAUAGUGGUGAAAAAGGACGAAGUGAAAUCGUGGUAGCUAAUGGACAGAGAAACAAAAUAUCACCAAAUUCACUGGACUUUUGUGAGUUGCUUGUUUGUUAGUGGUGGUGGUAGGACACUUGGCAUGGUGUGCACUUGCUACUAGUCGAGAAGCACACAAUCUGACUCCCUUCAAUAUUAUCCGAUCGGUUGUCGGUAGAGAAAAUCCAUAACAAACAAGGACUCUCAUUCUAAUCUCCAAAUCGAAAAGUGAACUCCACUGUUCUCUCUCCAGCCAGAUUGGGUCUGGAGUCUUACCACACAUUCGGAUGGGAAAGGAGUGUGAGAGACAAAGUCCAAAAUCUAUCUGUGGAUGCCGGAUGGGACACCGCUUCUUCUACUGCUGCUGUAAUAAUAACGGGCGAGUCUUCCGCUGCCAAAUCUACUACUGUUAGUACUUUAUACCAUCUCGAAUCGACAUGCUCACUGUAAUCUCUCUAUACCUAUUUGCGAGACAAUUUCCUUUUCUGUGGUGAAUUGGAUGUGGUGUUGCCUUUUACGUUUCUCACCGCUAGCAGUGUCACCCUGACUGGAUGCCAUGUCACACACAACCACCAAAUCACUAGUGCAGAGAGCCACUGAGAUCAGAAGUCAGUAGCCAAUAUUCUGUCCAUUUGUCGUCGUCGUCGUUGUCGCCAACUUUACUUUCCCACACAGAGCGGUACGAGUUGGAGUACCUAUAAUAUUGGACAGUAUAGUACAACAUAAUCAUCCAACUGGCUCUUUUUGCUCUGCCAUCACCAUCAUCAUCAUCAGUCUAUUUAGAAAGUGUGGUACGCUUGAGUGACUGAGUGAGGCGUCUGGCGCAAUCAUCACCGCAGAUAUUGGACGGCUGACGGAACGAGAUUGCUUGGCAGUUGGCAAUCGUCAAAGAGAAAGUGGGGAAAGCAAGGUGCAGAGAGCAAGCAGUUUUAAGCUGCAAAUUGAAAUUGAAAACGAAGCUUUUAUCUGUCAUGUCUAUUCAGCAGUCUGAGCAACUAGCAUGGACGUCGUCAGCAUCGCACUGGUGGUGAAAGUGGGAUACGAAGUGAAUUACACCGUCCUAGAUUAAGACAUGAAUGAAAGGGAAAGUCAGUCAGUGCGAGACGGCUCCUGUAUCUUGACUCCUCUCUGAAAAAAAAGACGAGAUAAAGAGAGACUUUUUUGAGACAAACUUUUUUCUGUGUAAAUAGCGAGAGACACGCACACACGGCCAUCACCACAUUUUAUCUCUGCAGACUUUUGUGAGAAUUUAAUUUUAUUUGAUUUUUUGUAUCUCGACGAGUAGAACGGAGGAAUGAGAACGGUAAUGCUGUCCAAGUGGGCUGGCAACUUUGCCGGCAAGUUUUUGCUGGUCGCAGCCAUGGGCGUCAUUGGUCUGAUGGUCUACUGGCAACACAAACUACUCACUCUGGAAGAACAGCAGAAAUACAUUGGAGCAAAGUUGGGGAUCGUGACCAAGACGAAUGCAAACAAUGGCGGUAGUUCAGGGCGGCUCGGCAGCAGUGGCGUUGGUGGUGGUGCUGAUGGUGGAACGUUUGGGGCUAUCAACGCUUAUGAUUCUAUUGAUGGAAGUCCCAACGAUGACUCUCCAGACUUGUCAGUAAUUAUUUACAAUCGCAUUCCCAAAACAGGAUCCACGUCACUCAUGGGCAUUGCGUACGAACUUUGUUCCAAGAAUUUAUUUUCUGUGAUUCAUCUCAACACGACGAAAAAUAGUCACGUGUUAACUCCUGCAGACCAAAUUCGUUUCGCCCAAAAUAUUUCGAAUUGGAUGGAGAGAAGGCCGGCCAUAUAUCAUGGCCACUUGGGCUACCUUGAUUUUGACUCUUUGGGAGUGAAUCUCAGACCUUUGUAUAUCAAUGUGGUUAGAGACCCAUUAGAGAGACUGAUCUCAUACUACUACUUCCUGCGAUUUGGUGAUAAUUUUAGACCGGAGGUGGUGAGGAAACGCAAGGGCAAUAAAGAGACAUUCGACGAAUGUGUCACUCGCGGAGGGACGGACUGUGAUCCGGUCAAUUUGUGGAUGCAAAUUCCAUUUUUCUGUGGUCACCACUCGGCGUGCUGGGAACCAGGAAAUACAUGGGCUUUACAACAGGCGAAGGCGAACUUGGCCAAGUCGUAUUUCCUCGUUGGGACAACUGAGAAUAUUCUCGAAUUUGUUACCCUGCUGGAAGCAUCCCUUCCUCGUUUCUUUCGCGGUGCCUUGAAACUUUUUAAUUCAGAUGGAAAGUCACAUCUGAGGAAGACGUUCGGGAAACAGCUCCCCAGCAAGGACACAAUCAAGGCGAUCCAUAAGUCUAAAAUUUGGCAAAUGGAACAAGAUUUUUAUAUGUUUGCCAAAAAGAAUUUCAACUCAAUUAAAAAACGAGCUCUUCCAACCGACGGGAGUACAUUCAUCCCACAGCAGUUUCGCUUUGAGAAAAUACGUCCAGGACUACGCUGAAUCUUUUAUGGUUGUAUGUAAUAAGUAAUAACUCUGGAUUUCGACUUUUGCCAUCUUUGAUCAACUCAUUUUGUCAUCGUACACUCAACCUAAUAUUUAUCAGAGUAGAUACUCCUACAGUCUGUCUUCACCGCAAUUAUUCAGUCAAUUAACGAAAUUUUGACGACUUAACUUAUGUACGUAUAUAUUGUUGCAAAUCUAUUCCUACAAAACUAUCAUAUUAUUGUUAGUAGUAUCGUUCCCCAAAUGUGUACUAAGAUAAUGACCAAUAACCUUGUUUUACUGUAAUAUUGUUAUGAUUUUCAAACACAAGGAACAGAAAUUACAAAAAAAUGCUCAAUUUUAAACAUACAGUUCUCAACAUGAGCGUGUAUUUAAAAUGGCAUAAAUAUCACUUCUUGAAAUCAUAUCAAAAUUAAAUAUAUGACUCUUGAUCCCGAGGAAAUGUCCCUUUUUCGACGACAAAUCAUUGUAUAUCUGAUAUAGCAAUUGUCAUACAUAUAAAUAUACCACAAAAGCGACUGCGACUGGCAGUUUUAUCAAUUUACCGUUCACGGGAAAAAUAAGACUCGAUGCAACAUUAUCAGAUAGACUUACCUGAAGUAAUAAUAAUGAUAAAAAUACGCUGAUGAACCUACGUACUCAUUUUAUUUUCGUAGAGAGAUGCAAAUGUACCUUAUGAAAUCGAAUCAAGUAUGGAAUGAAUGCAUGUAGAUCACUGAACUGAA